GUGACCCUGGGCCCGGGCGCCCGGCGGAGAGGGCGCCGCCCGGCACGAUGCCUGAAGAUGAGCGAGGCGGCGCUGGUGGAGGGCCAGGCCAAGCUGCGCGACGGCAAGAAGUGGAAGACUAGGUGGCUGGUGCUGCGCAGGCCGUCGCCGGUGGCAGACUGCCUGCUGAUGCUGGCCUACAAGGACAAGGCGGAGCGCGCCAAGGGCCUGCGGGAGCGCAGCAGCCUGACGCUGGAGGGCAUCUGCGGCCUGGAGCCGGGGCUGCCCUACGAGGGCCUGGCCCACACGCUGGCCAUCGUCUGCCUGUCGCAGGCCGUCAUGCUGGGCUUCGAGAGCCGUGAGGCCAUGUGUGCCUGGGAUGCACAGAUCCGCUACGCACUCGGCGAGGUGCACAGGUUCCCCGUGUCGGUGGCCCCCGGCACGAAGCUGGAGAGCGGCCCGGCCACGCUGCACCUGUGCAAUGACAUGCUGGUGCUGGCGCGGGACGUGCCCCCGGCCGUCGCGGGGCAGUGGAAGCUGUCGGACCUGCGCCGCUACGGGGCCGUGCCCAACGGCUUCAUCUUCGAAGGCGGGACCAGGUGUGGCUACUGGGCUGGCGUCUUCUUCCUGUCCUCGGCCGAGGGCGAGCAGAUCAGCUUCCUGUUCGACUGCAUCGUCCGCGGAGUCUCGCCCACCAAGGGCCCCUUCGGGGUGCGGCCGGUUCUCCCUGACCCCAGCCCCGGGGGGCCCUCGGCCCUGGAGGAGCGUGCGGCCCACGAGGCCCUGCAGCUGGAGAAGCGCCUCAGCCUCCUGGCGCACGCGGCCUGGCCGGGCAGCGCAGGGGACGACCGCAGCCUGUCCAGCUCAUCGUCUGAGGCCAGCCACUCGGACGUCAGUGCCAGCAGCCGGCUGACCGCGUGGCCCGAGCAGUCCUCUUCUGAGGCCAGCACGUCCCAGGAGGGGCUAGGCCUGGCUGCCGCCCGGGCCCUGCACCUGGGGGAGGGCGAGGCCCCUGGGGAGGCCGUGCCGGGCCCCUCCCGGCUGCCCCCCAAGCCGCUGCGGCCACGGCAGCUGCAGGACGUCGGCCGCCAGGGCUCCUCGGACAGCGGCAUCGCCACCGGCAGCCACUCUUCCUGCUCGGGCAGCAGCCUGGACGUGUGGCGGGUGGCCGAGGAGCUGGGCUCGCUGCUCAGCCUGCCGGGGCCCGGCGUGUGCUGCUGCCUGCCUGGGGCGGCCCCGCGGGCCGAGUACCAGGUGCCAGGGCCCCCGCGGCACCACUACGACACGCCGCGCAGCCUGCGCCCCGCGCUCAGAGACCAGGGGCCCGCCCCGCAGGCCAGCUCCGAGGGCGCCGCCGAGGACUUGGGGGGCCCAGGCCCCUGCGGCUGGCUGGGCGUGAGGUGGCGGGGACCGGCCAGCGAGGCACCCAGUGGCGAGGCCUGGGCGGCGGGCGGCCCGGUGGCUGUCCCCUCCGCCUGUCCAGUCUGUGGAGGACUGAAGGUAAAGUCCCCUCCCUGAGAACCGCAGACACGGCCCCUCUGGAUGACAGAGGAGGGGGCACAGCCUCCUUCCGGGGGCUGCUCUUUGUGCCCCUUGCCCACCCUGGGCGGCCCAGUGGGGUGGGUGUGGGUCCACAACCCCAUGGCAGCUUCUGGAGGGGCGCUGCGGCCCAGCAGUGGGCAGGUGCCCACGGGGAGGGCUGUGGUAGAUGGAGCGGACAUGUGUCCUGGGUGGAGUAACCAGCUGUGGCAGUCCCCAGGGCCCACUGCUCCUGCCACCCUGAGGACCAGGGGCUGGCGGGCACCUGCAGGGCUCAGGGGGCUCCCAGCGCACGGCCUAGGGGUGCAGAGGCAGAGCUCAACCGCAGCCAGCCCUGGGCCUCCCCCGUCCCACUCGCCUGCCCACCUCAUGGGCUCACACCGCAUUCCUGGCUCCUCGGACGUGGAAAUUAAAUCCACCUGCAGCGGCAGCUGGCACCCCGAGUCCCAUGAACGCCGGCUUGGAGACUGGCCCCCCAGGGCCCCCGGUUCCGCGGCGGCCUGUGUGGUUUUGUGCAUGUGAUUGAUGGCUGGCCCCUGACGGGGGCAAAGCGGAAGGUCUGCCUGGCUCACCCCACCCCAGCCCUUCUCUGAGCCCCCAUAGGGGGUCCCGGCAGGGUGGGGGCGGUGGGGAGGAGGCGCCGAGCGGCAGCUCUGGGGCAGAGCUGGUUUUCUCCGCUCUACGGGUGUAUUGUAGGCUGGGUUGAGAGGGGCUUCUGGUGACACCGUGGACGGUCAUACCGGCCAUUGCCUGCUGCCCCUUUGCUGGGACCAGGAGCCGGGGGUCCCCAGGAGGGCGUUUGGAAGCCGGGGACCCUGGCCCAGCCCUGCGCAGGUCCGUCUGCUCACGUGCUGCAUGGCCGCGUGUCGUUUUUGAACUUCGUCGGCGACUUCAGAGGCCUGGAGGGGUGGCCUGUCCGGCGCGGGCUCCGUCCCUGUCCGGGGGGCAGAGCGCGCCUGUAGGUCUGCGGCCUGGUACCUCCCUGCUGGCAACGAUGUUACUCUUCUGCACUCUUUGUAACACCUUCUUAGACUGGAAAUAAAAUGCUCUUUUCGUACAGCUUGUCCUUUUCCGUGGGGCCUCCCUGGCCACCCUCCCGG
This is a messenger RNA of Choloepus didactylus (southern two-toed sloth), 2618 nucleotides long. RefSeq names its product docking protein 7 (gene DOK7). The transcript is spliced from 7 exons. Gene Ontology annotation, molecular function: protein kinase binding. NCBI's taxonomy places the organism in Eukaryota, Metazoa, Chordata, Mammalia, Pilosa, Megalonychidae. Gene Ontology annotation, biological process: neuromuscular junction development; positive regulation of protein tyrosine kinase activity. Bases 58 to 1497 code for a protein of 479 amino acids. The record is from RefSeq and is a predicted model, not a curated record.